Caenorhabditis briggsae is the source of this 1503-nucleotide messenger RNA. NCBI's taxonomy places the organism in Eukaryota, Metazoa, Nematoda, Chromadorea, Rhabditida, Rhabditidae. The record is from RefSeq and is a predicted model, not a curated record. Gene Ontology annotation, biological process: xenobiotic metabolic process. Gene Ontology annotation, cellular component: intracellular membrane-bounded organelle; cytoplasm. Gene Ontology annotation, molecular function: iron ion binding; oxidoreductase activity, acting on paired donors, with incorporation or reduction of molecular oxygen, reduced flavin or flavoprotein as one donor, and incorporation of one atom of oxygen; heme binding. The transcript is spliced from 7 exons. The coding region runs from base 1 to 1503 and encodes 500 amino acids.
AUGCUAUUCCUCCUGAUUUUCGUAACUACUCUAGCAAUCUGGACAGUCUACUUGUGGAGAGCUACACAGAGGCUUCCCAAAGGUCCUUUCCCACUUCCGCUUAUUGGAAAUUUCCACCAACUCGCCUAUACAUGCUGGAAGGCUGGAGGUACUGUCGCUGGCUUUCACGAGUUCAAAAAACAAUAUGGCAAAGUUUUCACGAUAUGGUUGGGUCCACAACCAACAGUACACAUUACGGAUAUCGAGAUUGCACAAGAGACCCAUGUCAAAAGAGCCAACGUUUUUGGACAUCGGUACUCAAAUGGGGGGACGGAUUACAUCAGAGAGGGUCGCGGGAUCGUUGCUUCAAAUGGAGAGUUUUGGCAGGAACACAGAAGGUUCGCAUUGAAGACGUUGAGAGAUUUCGGGUUGGGAAGGAAUUUAAUGGAGGAGAAGAUUAUGGAGGAGUAUAGAUACAGAUUUCAAGACUUCAAGAAGACUAACUUCAAGAAUGGAGGAAUCGAGGUGCACUCUGAUUCUUGCUUCAACCUCCUAGUUGGAUCCAUUAUUAACACUUUGCUGGUAUCCGAGAGGUUCGAGCAGAAUGAUGCGGAUUUUGAGAAGUUGCUGGAAACUGGGACAGUUGCCCUAGAAAAAAUGUCUGUUCUUGAUUCAUUUGUUCCUUUGUGGCUUAUGAAAUCACGUGCAUGGCAGUGGAGGACGAAAAAAGUUUUUGGACCAUUUGAAUUUGUUCAUGGUUUGGUUGAAAGAAAGAUUCAACAAAGAGUUAAAGAAAUCGAAAGUGGCGAGCACACAAUGAGCGAGACAGGCGAAGAUUUUGUGGAUGCAUUUUUGAUCAAGAUGGAGAAAGAUAAAAAGGAUGGAGUGAAAGAUUCAACAUUUACUCUCGAAAACCUCGCAAUCGACUUGUAUGAUCUAUGGCUAGCCGGUCAGGAGACAACAUCAACAACUAUGGUUUGGGCAUGUGCUUGUCUUCUAAAUCACCCAGAAGUUGUCGGAGAGUUGAAGAGGGAACUCGUUGGGGUUACUGGAGGCACCAGAGCACUGUCAUUGACAGAUAAACCAAACACACCGUUUUUGAAUGCUACAAUUAAUGAAGUCCAACGCAUUGCUUCUAUUCUCAACAGUAACCUAUUUCGUCAACUUGAAGAGGAUACAGUUAUCGAUGGCCAGCCCGUGUCUGCUGGAGCACUUGUUACCGUUCAACUCUCUGCUCUUCAUACCGAUGAAGCCGUGUUCAAGAAUCAUACCAAGUUUGACCCGAAGAGUCUCAUGAAAAACAGAAAUUUGGAAAAGAAUUUGAUCCCAUUUGGUAUUGGUAAGCGAUCCUGUCCCGGGGAGUCGUUGGCUAGAGCAGAGUUGUAUUUGAUAACCGGAAACCUGAUCCUGGACUUUGAUCUGGAACCCGUUGGACCAGCGCCAGAAAUCAAGACAACUGCUCCAUUUGGAUUGAUGAAGAGACCUCCGAGCUAUGAUAUAAGAUUUGUUCCGAUUGAAAAGUGA